This is a messenger RNA of Paraphaeosphaeria sporulosa, 930 nucleotides long. RefSeq lists its product as uncharacterized. The record is from RefSeq and is a predicted model, not a curated record. Bases 8 to 814 code for a protein of 268 amino acids. NCBI's taxonomy places the organism in Eukaryota, Fungi, Ascomycota, Dothideomycetes, Pleosporales, Didymosphaeriaceae. The transcript is spliced from 2 exons.
CCUGAAUAUGAUGGCUUCGAAGCAAACAAUCGCCUUUUUCGGCGCAACCGGUGGAUGCGCAGGUAGUUCCCUCGCCUGCGCUCUCCGCUCAGGCUACCACUGCACAGCGUUAGCCCGCACCCCAUCGAAACUCGUCAAAUGCCUCACAAUCGACCACGACAUCCCGGCGUCGGUGAUAGAAACCAACCUCACCAUCAUCCAAGGCGACGCAAAGACCGCCUCCGACGUCGCCCAGGCCCUUAUAUCUCCUACCAACAGCUCCCACGUGGUCGACAUAAUAUACUCCUCCAUCGGCGCGUAUCCCAAUUUCAAACUGUCCCUCACCACACCUUUCGUCCUGCCAGAUCCCACCCUCUGCACAUCCGGCAUGCGCGCCGUUUUCUCGGCGCUCUCAACCCUCGGCAUGCCCACCUCGUCCGGACGAAAACCCCUCCUCAUCGCUCUAAGCUCCACCGGCGUCAAUGGCAAGGCGAGGGACAUUCCGUUGCUGUACUACCCACUGUACAAGCUUCUGGCUGCACAACCGCACGCGGACAAACGCGGGAUGGAGGAGGUAGUGCUGGGCGACAAGGGUGAGCAUAUGCGGGACUUUGUCAUUGUAAGGCCGACGGCGCUGGUUGACGGGGCGAAGGGCGUGGAGAAGGUGAGAAGUGGGUGGGAGUGGGGUAUACAAGACGAGAAAAGGAGGGUGGAGAAAGAGGCUGGACCGGCGAUUGGGUGGACUGUUGGGCGGACUGAUGUGGGUGCGUGGAUAUUCAAGAACGUGGUAGAAGCCGGUGGGUGGGAGGGAAGGUGUGUUAGUCUGACGUACUGAGCUGGGGAGAUAUGGUGGAUUGUGAGACGUGGCUACAAUGGCGUUGUUUGUAUGACUGUUUGAGAAUUUUCUGUAUCUGAUCAUUGGAACCCUGUACAUAGGAAUAAUUAUGUAAC